Cucumis melo (muskmelon) is the source of this 1832-nucleotide messenger RNA. RefSeq names its product glycerol-3-phosphate 2-O-acyltransferase 6. The coding region runs from base 78 to 1592 and encodes 504 amino acids. Gene Ontology annotation, cellular component: membrane. Gene Ontology annotation, molecular function: glycerol-3-phosphate 2-O-acyltransferase activity; phosphatase activity. NCBI's taxonomy places the organism in Eukaryota, Viridiplantae, Streptophyta, Magnoliopsida, Cucurbitales, Cucurbitaceae. Gene Ontology annotation, biological process: cutin biosynthetic process. The record is from RefSeq and is a predicted model, not a curated record. The transcript has 2 exons.
UUCUCUUCUCAACUCAUUAGUCAUUCCUCCCUCUCUCUUUCUCUCUCUCUCUCUCUGUUUUUCCCAACAAAUUCCCCAUGGGAGCUUACCGCCAAUUCCCCUCCAUUUCCAAAUGCACCACCCACGACCGUUCCGACCAGACCGUCGCCGCUGAUUUAGACGGAACUCUUCUUAUUUCCCACAACGCUUUCCCUUACUUCAUGCUCGUCGCCGUUGAAGCCGGUAGCAUUUUCCGAGGACUUCUCCUUCUGGCUUCAUCCCCUUUAGUUUACUUGAUUUACUUGUUCUUAUCUGAAUCUCUCGCCAUUCAGACUUUCAUUUUCGUUGCAUUUGCUGGAUUGAAAGUCGCGGAUAUCGAAAUGGUGGCUCGCUCUGUUUUGCCUAAAUUUUACUCUGAGGAUGUUCAUCCAUUAACAUGGAAGGUGUUUAAUUCGUUUGGGAAGAAGAUUAUUGUGACGGCUAAUCCGAGGAUUAUGGUGGAGCCGUUUGUUAAGACGUUUUUGGGCGCUGAUAAGGUGAUCGGAACAGAGCUUGGAGUGACGAAAUCCGGUAGGGCUACUGGAUUUGUUAAGAAACCUGGGGUUCUUGUUGGCGAUCUGAAGAAGACGGCUCUUGUUAAGGAAGUUGGGACUGAUUUGCCUGAUUUAGGGCUCGGUGAUAGAGAAACUGAUCAUGAUUUCAUGUCCAUUUGCAAGGAAGGUUAUAUGGUACCAAGAUCCAAGUGUGAGCCACUACCGAGAAACGAACUUUUAAGCCCAAUUAUUUUCCACGACGGCCGAUUUGUACAAAGGCCGACGCCACUGGCGGCGCUAUUGACCUUCUUAUGGCUGCCGAUCGGUAUCAUCCUUUCAAUUUUCAGAGUCUACACCAACAUCCCCUUACCGGAAAGAAUCGCUUGGUACAACUACAAAUUCCUCGGAAUCAAGCUCAUCGUUAAGGGCACUCCACCACCGCCACCGAAGAAAGGGCAGAGCGGCGUCCUCUUCGUCUGCAACCACCGCACCGUCUUAGAUCCAGUGAUCAUCGCCGUCGCCUUGGGCAGAAAAAUCAGCUGCGUUACUUACAGUAUAAGCAAAUUCACAGAGAUAAUUUCUCCGAUCAAGGCCGUCGCUCUGUCGAGAGAGAGGGAAAAGGAUGCGGCUCACAUUAAACGCCUUCUUGAAGAUGGCGACCUUGUAAUUUGCCCCGAAGGGACCACUUGCAGAGAACCAUUUCUGUUGCGAUUCAGUGCUCUGUUCGCGGAGCUAACAGACAGAAUCGUCCCCGUCGCCAUUAACACGAAACAGAGUGUGUUUUACGGGACAACAGUUAAUGGACACAAAUUGCUGGAUCCGUAUUUUGUAUUUAUGAAUCCGAGACCGACUUACGAAAUCACGUUCCUGAAUCAAUUGCCAGCAGAAAUGACUUGCAGCAGUGGGAAAUCGGCGAUUGAAGUGGCGAAUUACAUCCAGAAGGUACUCGGCGGAACCCUAGGUUUUGAGUGUACUAAUUUGACAAGAAAGGGGAAAUAUGGAAUUCUCGCCGGAACUGAUGGCCGAGUUUCUCCUGAAAAAGAAAAUGGAGAAGUUGUUAUUAAGAAGAAAAGUACUUAAAAGGAAAAAAAAAAAAAAGGACAAAAACAAAAAUCCCAAUUAUUCUCUAUUGGUUUGAUUUUCCAUAAAAGAAAAGUUAAUUAUUAGAAUGGGGAAAAAAAACAAAAAAUAAGAUUCGGCUGCCAACAUGGUCAUAGAUUAAUUAAUCAUCAUAUAAAUCGUUUUAUGUAUAUUGUUCUCUUCCAAUAUGUAUACACAAAAAUGUCGUUGUUUUAAUGUUAUAUUUUUCUUCCAUUUUCA